This is a messenger RNA of Mercurialis annua (annual mercury), 1962 nucleotides long. RefSeq lists its product as uncharacterized. Bases 212 to 814 code for a protein of 200 amino acids. Lineage: Eukaryota; Viridiplantae; Streptophyta; Magnoliopsida; Malpighiales; Euphorbiaceae. The record is from RefSeq and is a predicted model, not a curated record. The transcript has 2 exons.
AAAUUUCCACUAACAAUUCGCCACGUCUCUUGUAAUUAUUAGAUCCCAACAUCCCCAAUCAAUCACUUGCCCACAGCUUUCCCCAAAAACAACCCUAAAAAAACAAUUCAAUUCGAAAUUUUCAUUUCAAGAUCCAAUCUUUCUCACAAAAACAACAAAACCCAAUUCAAUUCGCCGAUCAAACAUUCAUUUCCGUUACUUAAUUUGGUGGAUGGCAAGAACCAAUAAAUACGCUUCAAUCAAUUUCAACAAUGUCUACGACAAAAACAUAACCAAUAAUAAAAGUAACAAUAACCAAACAAAACAAUCCUCUUCUUCCGCUUCGUAUUCAUCACUCGGAUCUUCUCAUGGCCGGAUGCUAGUUUUGACCCGACCCACACCCAAACCCGCUUCCAUCGUCGCCUCUACGCCGCCUCUGUCACCUUCUCCACAAAAUAGUAGUACCCAAUUGGCUAUAAGUCAGGAUCAACAACGUGUUGAUUCUGAAUUUGACUCAAUUUCUCUUCGCCCUUCGGGUCGGACUGGACCCGGUUCGUGUGCGGUUCAGAUACCGGAGCUGAAGGCGAAUAAGUUUGUGCCGCCCCAUCUUAGACCGGGUUUUGUUAAGAAAGAGGAGAGGAAGGAUGUGGGUCAGAGGCCGCAGCAUGGGUAUGUUGGAGUUGGAUCCGGAUCGGGAUCUCCGGAUGGGUAUGGAGAUAACGGGCGGCCGAAAUCGGGUGGCGGUUAUGAGAGGAUGAGAAGAGGUGGCGAGUCGGGUCUGGAUUUUGGUAAUCGGCCUAGAUCUAGCGGGAACCGACCCAAUUCAAGUGGAUGAUGUUGUGACGAAAGAAAAGGCUUUUCCAAGGACAGGAACGGAGCAAACUUGAAAGCUUACACGAAUAUUCAUCAUCUCCGGAACUGGUUUCAUCAUUUUGGGAAGAUCAGCUGCAUAUUUUAACACAGCGAAGAUAGGAUCAAACUAGGUGGCGCCUUUUGGGUUUCAACUCGAUGAAAUAUUUUACGUUCAAGUGGUGUAAAAAGUAGGAUCUGGACUUCAAGUUACAUCAUUGCUUUUUUUUUUGAAUCAUCAAAUCUCAUUAAAUCGAAUAUGAAACAGUUACAUUUGUAAGAAAUUCGGAAUAAUUCGAAAACUAAAUCCGAUGACCUGACAUGGAACAGACAACAUGCUGCCUGAUUCGCAGAUCUUACUUACGAAAAUAAAAAUAAAUUAUUAACUGUUUCGCUAAAUAAGUGCAGUCUUCGAUCACUCGUCGAUCAAAACUUAUCCAAUCACCCACAAACUCAGAGCAUUCCAUUCAAUCACCACUUGAUAACUCCUUCAUAAAAAAGAGACAGCAAACUCCUACAUAAAAAGGAGACAACAAACCUUUCACAGAGAAAGGACAACAAACCUUUCAUAAUGAAAGGACAACAUAAAACAUUCAGAAAAAAAACAAACAAUGAAAAACAAAUAAAACUAAUAUAGCUCAUAAACGAUUCCAUUUUAUUGAUGAAAGAUCUUCGAUCUAUCUUCACUUCUUGGUAAAUGAAUUACGCUUCGUUGAUAGGUUUUAAUCCAUCAAAAAAAUGAAAAAGAGUCGCUAUUUAUUAUAUUCUAUCAAAUUAAAAUAACAUAAAUAAAGGGAUGGCUACCGUCAACAACAAAAAUCAAACCAUUGACGGCAGCCGGAGAAGAAAUAAGAAAAAAACUCUUGGCGGCUAGGGUUUUUUUAGAGAGAAAAAAGAGGUUUUUAGCCGUGUGUGGUAGUUUUUAGUUACAUCAUUGCUUAUUAAUUCAAUUUUAGCUGCUUUUAAAGAAAGACAUAAAGGUGCCUGAAGACUGUAGAAUAUAACUUUUGUGUAAUUUUUGUUGUUGUGCCCUGUUUAAAUUGAUUUUACAAAUUCUUAAGGCAAGCAUCUUGUUAUGUCUGCUGCCUCUCAUUUUGAUUUUAAUGCAAGUUUAAAGAAAAUUUCUUUACAACA